AUGGAGCCUGCAUAUCGACAAGACCUCCGCAUGCUUACGCAAUUCAUGCAUGUCGAUUUCCCCCUCACUCCCACCUCGCUCCAGAACACAAUCCGACGCCUUCCCUGUUCCCUCUUCACAAGACUGCUGCCUACCGGCGGUUCGCAUCUCACCUCACAUCGGAAAUUGGCGAGGUCCGGCAAACAAUUCUCCCUUGAUUACCCCAAGUACCGGUUGUCAUUCUCGUCUUGGCGGCAUACACACCGCAUACGCAACACGCACGCGCACCUGCAUGACUCUAUCCCAACUUCGAGGCCAAAUCGAAACCGGAUUGAGUCGAGCAAGCCCAAGGCCCAUCUUGGGCAUACGGAUGCGGCUCUGCUCCCUUUAGAAAUCAGCCUUCAGUUUCAGGUAGGGGAAGGUGGCUGCCUGAUUGUCGGUGAGAAUCGCGGCAUCAGGGCAACAUUCCCCUUGCCCUUGUGGAACACACAUGCUCAGGGCAGUCCUCGAGUCUAUCCUAGUCAACUAACUCCUUCAAAAGUACCGACAAAAGCCGCAGAGCCGCAACAGCAGAGCCUCCUCCGAGAGCCGCAAGCUCGCUUCGUUUUGGGACUUUGGAUGGCUUCCCACGUCGUAUGCUGGCCCAUGGCGUCCUUUUGCCGCCCUCUCCGUACUUUCGGCGCAAGACACAAGGAGUCAUAUUCUCCUCUUCCCCUCAUCACUGGUGGAUAUUUCCUUGAAUAA
Molecule: messenger RNA, 723 nt
Organism: Colletotrichum lupini
Lineage: Eukaryota; Fungi; Ascomycota; Sordariomycetes; Glomerellales; Glomerellaceae
Exons: 2
Coding region: 1-723 (240 amino acids)
Source: RefSeq, a predicted model, not a curated record